GGCGGUGUCAGCCAGUCAGUCGGUCGAUGGUGCUCCACCUUCUCUCCUUUAAAAAGGUGGAAAAAAUACCCCUAAAGCCACUACAAAGAUAAUUAAGCAUCGGAUUAAACAUAAAAGUAAUCGAUUUGAGUGAACCCGUUCAAGGGCCUUCUCACGGCAGCCAUGUCGGGUUCCUACGACGACUCCAUGAUCGACGUCUCCAGCGACAGCUUCUGGGAGGUGGGCAACUACAAGCGCACCGUGAAGCGCGUGGAUGACGGCAACCGGCUAUGCAACGACCUCAUGAGCUGCAUCCACGAGCGGGCGCGUAUCGAGAAGUCGUACGCCCAGCAGCUCACCGAGUGGGGCAAACGCUGGCGGCAGCUCAUAGAGAAAGGCCCCCAGUACGGCAUGCUGGAGCGGGCGUGGGCGUCCCUGUGCACGGAGGCGGAGAAGGUGAGCGAGCUCCACAUGGAGGUGAAAGCCUCGCUGAUGGGCGAGGACUACGAGAAGCUGAAGAACUGGCAGCGCGACGCCUACCAUAAGCAGAUGAUCGGCGGCUUCAAGGAGACCAAGGAGGCCGAGGACGGCUUCCGCAAGGCGCAGAAGCCCUGGGCCAAGAAGCUCAAGGAGGUGGAGACCAUGAAGAAGUCCUACCAUUCCGCCUGCAAGGAGGAAAAGCUGGCGGCCAGCAGGGAGACCAACAGCAAACUGGAGAGCAACAACAAUCCAGAAGCGCAGAAGAAGCUCCAGGAGAAGGUGGAGAAGUGCCAGCAGGAGGCGCACAAGACGAAAGAACGCUAUGAGAAGUCCUUGGAGGAGCUGGACAAGCUGACCCCCCAGUACAUGGAGAACAUGGAGCAGGUGUUUGAGCAGUGGCAGCAGUUUGAAGACAAACGCAUUCGCUUUUUCAAAGAGCUUCUCUUGGAGGUCAAGCAGCACCUGGACCUCUCCACCAAUCACAGGUUCCAGACCAUUUACCACACGCUGGAAGACACAAUCCAAGCCACCGACGCAGAGGAGGACCUGAAAUGGUUCCGAUCCAAUCACGGACCCGGCAUGCCCAUGAACUGGCCCCAAUUUGAGAAUUUGGACUGGUCCCGCCUUCGGUCCUUUAAGAGAAGGUCCAUUGUAGACUGGUCCAUAGACCUGAACCGCACCCUCAGCAGACGGGAGAAGAAGAAACCAUCAGAGGGCGUCACGCUGACGGGCAUCAGUCAGACUGGAUCCGACCAGCCGGUCCAGCCUCUCAAGACCAGCAGCAGCAUCAGCACGCCUCCCAAAGCGGCGCCCCCCGGUUCCAACCCUUUCGAGGAUGACGAUGAAGAGUACGAGGAAGCGGGGAUGGUGGACGAUGAGGAGGACGAGGAGACGAGCAACCACAUCAGCGUGAAACGGGAUGACGUGAAAACCAGCGCCAGCAGCAUGGAGAGGACGCCGGACUGGUCGGACGAGGACACCACCACCACCACCGCCGCCACCACUUUUCCGGCAAACGGGAACGGGAACCCCUUCGAAGACGAGCCGGCCUCCCCGGUCAUCUCCGUGCCCGUCCGAGCGCUUUACGACUACGAGGGGCAGGAGCAGGAUGAGCUGAGCUUCAAAGCGGGGGACGAGCUGACCAAAAUUGGUGAGGAGGACGACCAGGGAUGGUGCAAAGGCCGACUCAAGAACGGGCAGAUUGGCCUCUAUCCUGCUAACUAUGUGGAGGACAUCCAGUAAUGAUAACCACAGUCACUGUGUGUGUGUGUGAGAGUGUGUGUGUGUGUGUGAGAUGAGUGGCCAAAAGGACCUCGCAUUGACCCUCAUUACGGUGGGGUCAAGUUGGCAUUAAAAGACCCUCGGCUGUUACAGAAAAAUGGCUAACACAGCAAACACUGGGCCUGACGGACAGACAGACGGACGGACGGUCGGCUAGCCGCCACGGACUUAUUGACGGGGGAGCCCCGGGGUUGAUCACAUGACCAGUUGGUGGAGAUAUUAUAACGACUAUCAAGGAAGCUUUCAUGUGGUUCACAACAAAUGGGUGGGUUUCCUUUAGCACUGCACUUGAAUGUAAACUCACUGAUUGUAUUUCUCGUUGAUUUUUUUCUCGACCUACAGUAAUUCAUAUGCAAGUCCUCUUUACUUUCCAUUUAACACUGAAUAUUCAAGCUUAUUUUGACACCGUGGUUCAAAGGGCCGAGCAGUGUGGGCGUGAGAGUACAAAUAAAGCUAUGAAAUCCUAGCUAGCUAAGUUAAUUUAUAUAUAAUGCCCUUUAUUAUAUGUGCUUUUUUAGUUCUCUUUAAACGCUGCCACUGAGAAUCAGUUUGUACGUGAAUUGACUUAAUGUUUGCCAACAUGAUUAUUCCCUUUUGCACGGGGCCACGUUCAUUUAAUUAAUUAGGAAAUAAUAUGUGAAUAAUUUGUAGUAUUUUAAAACAAAACAAUGCUCCAUAGUCUUUACAGAUGUAGGUUUGAGGUUUUUGCCAUGUUUUCAGGAUACACCAACACAGCUUUAGCUGUACUUGCACAGUUACAUGUUUGUAAAUGUUUUCCCACAACAGAAUAAAUCAAUUUACUGGAGUAAUGUUCGCUUUGGAUUUCGCUUGUACUUCUGUAUAAGUGACAAAAAUAAAGGCUCGUUCAUUUC
Messenger RNA from Doryrhamphus excisus (bluestripe pipefish), 2612 nucleotides. RefSeq names its product protein kinase C and casein kinase substrate in neurons 2 (gene pacsin2). Gene Ontology annotation, cellular component: endosome; cytoplasm; plasma membrane. Gene Ontology annotation, biological process: regulation of endocytosis; plasma membrane tubulation; cytoskeleton organization. The record is from RefSeq and is a predicted model, not a curated record. Gene Ontology annotation, molecular function: phospholipid binding; protein binding. Lineage: Eukaryota; Metazoa; Chordata; Actinopteri; Syngnathiformes; Syngnathidae.